GAGGCGUCAGGGAUGCGAUGGCGGAGUCGCUGCCCCUGGAGAUGCUCACAUAUAUUCUGAGCUUCCUGCCCCUGUCAGAUCAGAAAGAAGCCUCCCUUGUGAGUCGGGCUUGGUACUGUGCAGCCCAGAAUGCCCUUCGUGAGACAAAUGUGCGGUACAACAUCCCUGUGUCUUCUGCCUCCCUUCCGGCCAUCAAGAGCCUGGGCCUCAGGGGCAUCUCCUGUAUCAGCCUGACCGACCUGGAUGGCUCACCCACUUCACAGCAGGUGUUGCAAUCUGUGGCCCACCACAUGGGGCCACACCUGCAGAGCUUGUGCCUGGGUGGGGGAAGUCCUACAGAGGCCUCUUUUGUGGCCCUGGUCCUGGGCUGCCCAGUCCUACGUAUCCUUGACCUCAGUGGCUGCAAUAGCCUCUUCACAUCAGGCAAGCUGCUGUCUCAGCCCGAGAUGGCACAGAGCGUCCGAAGGGCACUGAGUGGCCUCCGUGAGCUCAACUUGGCUGGCCUGCGUGACCUAGCUGACCUUAGCUUCAACCAGCUCAGUAGCUGUACCCCCAGUCUGGAGCGCCUCUCCUUGGCCUACUGCCACCUCACCUUCGAGCUGGGCCCAGCCCAGGGCUCUAUUGGCCCCCAAGACUCCUCCCCAUCCCAAUUCUCCUUUCGCAAUCUACUACGAUUUGUGAAGGAGAGGGCUGGCAGGCUACAUGCCCUGGACUUGAGUGGCACUGGCUUGCCACCUGAGGCCCUGCAGGCCCUGGGCCAAGUGACUGGGCUACAGCUGCAGGAACUGAGCCUGCACAGCUGCCGGGAGCUCUCCACGGAGGCUGUGGCCACCCUGUGCCGCCAGCAACCAGGCCUUACCUCCCUGGACCUCAGCGGCUGUUCAGAACUGACAGAUGGGGCACUCUUGGCUGUGAGCCGGGGCCUGCGGCACCUGCGGUGCUUGAGCCUGGGAAAGCUGCGGCGACUGACAGAUGCGGGAUGUGCAGCCCUCGGGGGCCUGCAUGAGUUGCAGAACCUCAACAUGGCUGAGUGCUGCCUGGUGAGCGGGAAGGAACUGGCCCAGGCCCUGGGCUCAAUGCACAGAGCCCCAUCCCGCCUGGUGUCCCUCAGCCUGGCCUUCUGCUCUUCACUGAAGGAUGCUUCAGUGCGCUCCGUGAUCCCUGCACUGGGCCCAAGCCUCAGAGUGCUAGACCUGUCAUCCUGUGUGACCCUCACCAACCGGACCGUGCAGGCCAUCUGUACCUACCUCACCCAUCUUUCAGUUCUGCGCCUGGCUUGGUGCAAGGAGCUCCGCGACUGGGGCCUUCUGGGGCUGGGGGAACCACGUGAGGAACCUGCACAGAGGCCCCAGGUGUGGGACCCUCACAGUCAUGGGGUUGGUGGUGGCCCAUGGGCCCAGCUACUCUCCGGCCUCUCCCAAAACUCUCUAGGAGCAUUUAAGGGCAAACUCAGGAAGAACCUGAGAAGCAGGGACUUCUUUCCACAGCCACAACCUGAGCUGGAACAUCAGCUGCCAGACCUGAAACACCCCUCUCCUGAGCCACAGGGCCCCUCCCUGCUCAUGCUGCAGGCCCUGCAGGAGUUGGACCUCACAGCCUGCAGCAAGCUGACUGAUGCCAGUUUGGCCAAGGUGCUCCAGUUCCCUCAGUUAAGGCAAUUGUCACUGAGCCUGUUGCCAGCACUCACAGACAUGGGCUUGGUGGCCGUGGCCAGGGGCUGUCCUAGCCUGGAGCGCUUAGCGCUGAGUCACUGCACCUGCCUCAGUGAUGAGGGCUGGGCCCAGGCAGCCAGCUCUUGGCCAAGGCUGCAACACCUCAACCUGUCCAGCUGCAGUCAGCUCACAGAACAAACGCUGGACACCAUUGGGCAGGUGUGCAAACAGCUCCGUGUGUUGGAUGUAGCCAUGUGUUCUGGCAUUAACAUGGCUGCUGUCAGGCGCUUCCAAGCCCAGCUGCCCCAGGUGACCUGCAUCCAGUCCCGCUUCGUGGGAGGAGCUGACCUGACACUAACACUCUGAGGCCAGCUACACAUUGCUGCCACAAGCUCAUGCUUUCCUGGCCAGGCGCACAGCAGGCUGGGCCUGGUGCUGAGGAGAAGCAGACCUGUGCCUCUUGCCUGCGUACCUCUCAGACUAUAGGCCUGUGCGCUGCCUGUCCCCCGUGGGAGCCAUCCUAACCCCCUAUGAGCACUGGGCUUUAGCGGCUGAGCCCAGGUCUUUGCUGUAAACCCAAAUAAGAUUAAACAUUCCAGAUAGUG
Messenger RNA from Otolemur garnettii (small-eared galago), 2257 nucleotides. It is a transcript of the gene LRRC29, whose product is annotated as leucine rich repeat containing 29. Gene Ontology annotation, molecular function: protein binding. The transcript is spliced from 7 exons. Bases 18 to 2018 code for a protein of 666 amino acids. Lineage: Eukaryota; Metazoa; Chordata; Mammalia; Primates; Galagidae. The record is from RefSeq and is a predicted model, not a curated record. Gene Ontology annotation, cellular component: SCF ubiquitin ligase complex. Gene Ontology annotation, biological process: SCF-dependent proteasomal ubiquitin-dependent protein catabolic process.